UUCUCCCCCAUGGCCCUCGCGUGUGCAUCUCAUCAUGUGCGCCGCCUCCUCCUCCACCCCGGGGCCGGAGCUCCGGCGAGGUCCUUCUGCGCCCAGCCCUACCAAGCCAAGGUAGGCGUGGUGGAGUUCCUGAACGGGGUCGGCAAGGGGGUGGAGACGCACGCGGAGAAGCUGGAGGAGGCAGUCGACGGCGAGCCCCAGAGUGUGCCCGAGACCCGCCCGGUACGGCGCAAGAAGUUCGGUGGCCCCUGCAAGCUUAGAAAGUUGAUUUUGAGCUUUCCUCACAAGUACCGUCUUGGUCUUUCGAAACACCCAGCAGAAGCCUGGAAAGAGCAAUGAAGUUGGCAUCUCCACUUUGAAAGCCGUUGUCUGAUAGUUGUGCUGCAAUUUUGAGAAUGUUAUCUGAUAACCCAACCAAUAAGUGGCGCUCUUGAUCUCGCAGUAUUAAUCCUUAUUAGAUUUGGGAUUCCGAAAUUUGUCUGCAGUUUUUCUCUGUUACAGAAAGCAUCACAACACUAUUAUUCUAAAGUGAUUUUGGCUCACA
Aegilops tauschii subsp. strangulata is the source of this 544-nucleotide messenger RNA. RefSeq lists its product as uncharacterized. The record is from RefSeq and is a predicted model, not a curated record. Lineage: Eukaryota; Viridiplantae; Streptophyta; Magnoliopsida; Poales; Poaceae.